GUGCCCCCAAGCUAGGGUAGUGGGGUGGGGGGUUGGUCCAUAGGCUGCUCUUGGCACUGGGUCCCCCUAUUCUUAGGCACUGGAGGAACUGGCCAGUGGUGAGGUGGGGAGUGGGGAGGAGGCCCCCCACAUUGCUGAAACCAGGUGUUGGUUUUCCUGAGGGCAAACAGAGCCCCAGUUCCCCUCCCCAUUACAGCACCUGUAGGUUGCAGGCAGGCUGAGACCUGCCUGGGUGUGGGGGUAGGGAGAGUGCUAGCACCGGGGCACUGGAAAGUAAACAGCAAGUACCCCCCCAACCCUGCUGCCCAGUGGGCAUGGAGGGAGCAGAGUACAGAGAACUCAAGUGUCCUGGCUUCCACCUGCGCUCUAACUGGCACGGGGACUGGCAUGGUAUUGCAGGAUCUCUAGGGGUGCUGGGCAGCGGAUAUGUUAGUGGAAGGAGGCUUCUCUGAGGGUAUGGAGGGGUGGUACCUUGGUGGAAGGUUUCCAGGGGGCCUGCAGCUUUGUUGGAGGGUAUCUUGGGGGCCAGAGUCUUGUUGGAGGGUUUUGGGGGAGACGGGUUGUUUGGGCCCCCUGGGUUGGCAGGGGCUGGAGCUGUGUUGUGGAGCCUGCUACUGGGUGGUUAUUGUAGGAUCUUGAUGUGCUGGGAGCUGUCAUCUAUGAUGUGCUUUGCUUUCAUAGAUGUCAUGGCUGUUCUGGGGAACCUGCUUUGGCACCUAGGGUUUUGCUUAGUGGGCUGGUGUGUUACUCUAGGGUUUCACUGGGGCUGUCAGGUAUCAUGGAGGCUAGGGUGGUAUGGUAGGGUCUUCCAGGGGCUGGGCAGGUAGGGCUGUUUCCAUGGGAUUUCUAGGGGCUGGGGUGUCAUGAUGUGCUCUUCUGGGGGCUGUGAUGUUUUCAUAUCGUCUCUAGGAAUAGGUGUGUUGUGGUAGGUUCCCUUUGGACCGGUGGUGGGGGUGAGCUCUUUUCCUGGGGACUCCCAGGGCCUGGGUGGGUUGUUGCAUUUUCUUGGAUCUCUGGAAUCUCAGGGGGAGGCUGGGCUGGCCAGUUUCUGCAUGGUCUCCUAGGGCCUGGGCAGAUGGAAGUCUUUCUGGGGGGUUUUGGGGGUGUCACUCUAUCACCAGGCUUCUCUUAUCCUGUAUUUCCUUGCAGCUGCAGUCAAGACUCAGCCAGAGGGCAGCCGGUGCCAGAGCCAUGGCAAUGCGGGUGCCCCCACAGGAUGAGGCUGAGCGCUAUCUGUUUGUAGACCGCAGUGGGGUUGGUGGCCUGGCCACGCAGGCCGACUGGACGGCCAAGCGCCUGGUGUGGGUGCCCUCAGAGCGGCAUGGUUUUGAGGCAGCCAGUCUAUGUGAGGAACAGGGUGAUGAGGUUCUAGUGGAGCUGACUGAGACAGGGCGCCCUGCCCGGGUUCCCAAGCAUGAUGUCCAGAGGAUGAACCCCCCCAAGUUUGCCAAGGUGGAGGAUAUGGCAGAGCUGACCUGCCUUAAUGAGGCUUCCGUGCUGCACAACCUCAAGGAUCGCUACUACUCUGGUCUCAUCUAUACAUACUCAGGGCUGUUCUGCGUGGUGAUCAACCCGUAUAAGGUGCUGCCCAUCUACACGGAGCAGAUUGUGGACAUGUACCGUGGCAAGAAGCGCCAUGAGAUGCCACCCCACAUCUACGCUAUUUCUGAGGCUGCCUACCGCAGCAUGCUGCAAGACCGGGAGGACCAGUCCAUUCUGUGCACGGGAGAAUCGGGAGCUGGCAAGACGGAGAACACCAAGAAGGUGAUCCAGUACCUUGCCCAUGUUGCCUCUUCCCACAAGGCCCGCAAGGAGCACAGUGUCCCGCUGGAGACUCCCAACCCAGGGAAGACCCAGAGCUCCAGCCCUGGCUCCUACGGUGAGCUGGAGCGGCAGCUGCUGCAGGCCAAUCCCAUCUUGGAGGCCUUUGGCAAUGCCAAGACCGUGAAGAAUGACAACUCCUCGCGCUUUGGCAAGUUCAUCCGGAUCAAUUUUGACGUUGCAGGCUACAUUGUGGGAGCCAACAUUGAGACUUACCUGUUGGAGAAAUCGCGUGCCAUCCGCCAGGCUAAGGAUGAGCGAACCUUCCAUAUCUUCUACCAGCUGCUGGCUGGGGCUGGCGACCACAUGAAGGGGGAACUGCUGCUGGAGCCAUUCAGCCAGUACCGGUUCUUGUCCAAUGGGGUGCUGCCCAUCCCGGGCCAGCAGGACAGGGAGGUCUUCCAGGAGACGCUAGAGUCCAUGCGCAUUAUGGGCUUCUCUCAUGAGGAGAUUCACAGUAUGCUACGGAUGGUGUCAGCUGUGCUGCAGUUUGGGAACAUUGCCUUCCGCAAGGAGCGUAACUCAGACCAGGCCUCCAUGCCGGAUAACACUGCUGCCCAGAAGCUGUGCCACUUGCUGGCUCUCAAUGUGACUGAGUUCUCCCGUGCCAUCCUCAUGCCCCGCAUCAAGGUGGGGCGUGACUAUGUACAGAAGGCACAGACGAAAGAGCAGGCUGACUUUGCCAUUGAGGCUCUGGCCAAGGCCACAUAUGAGCGACUCUUCCGCUGGCUGGUACACCGCAUCAACCGGGCACUGGACCGCACCAAGCGCCAGGGUGCUGCCUUCAUUGGCAUCCUUGAUAUUGCUGGCUUUGAGAUCUUCCAGCUGAACUCCUUUGAGCAGCUGUGCAUCAACUACACCAAUGAGAAGCUGCAGCAGCUCUUCAACCACACCAUGUUCGUGUUGGAGCAGGAGGAAUACCAGCGUGAGGGCAUCGCCUGGGACUUUAUUGACUUUGGCCUCGAUCUGCAGCCCUGCAUCGACCUCAUUGAGCGUCCGGCAAACCCCCCUGGGGUGCUAGCCCUGUUGGAUGAGGAGUGCUGGUUCCCAAAGGCUACAGACAAGAGCUUUGUGGAGAAGGUGAUCCAGGAGCAAGGUGCUCACCCUAAGUUCCAGAAGCCCCGACAGCUGCGUGACAAGGCCGACUUCUGCAUCAUCCACUAUGCUGGCAAGGUGGAUUACAAGGCAGAUGAGUGGCUGAUGAAGAACAUGGACCCCCUGAAUGACAAUGUGGCCACACUUCUCCACCAGAGUGCUGACCGCUUUACCGCUGAGCUCUGGAAGGACGUGGACCGAAUUGUGGGGCUGGACCAAGUGAGUGGUAUGGGCGAGAUGGCCUUUGGCUCAUCCUACAAGACCAAGAAGGGUAUGUUCCGCACUGUGGGGCAGCUCUACAAGGAGUCGCUCUCCAAGCUCAUGUCCACCCUGCGCAACACCAACCCCAACUUUGUGCGCUGCAUCAUUCCCAACCAUGAGAAGCGGGCUGGGAAGCUGGAGCCCCACCUAGUGCUGGACCAGCUGCGCUGCAAUGGGGUGCUGGAGGGCAUCCGCAUCUGCCGUCAGGGCUUCCCCAACCGCAUCAUCUUCCAGGAGUUCCGUCAGAGGUAUGAGAUCCUGACACCCAACGCCAUCCCGAAAGGUUUCAUGGACGGCAAGCAGGCCUGCGAGCUCAUGAUUAAGUCUCUGGAACUGGACCCCAACCUGUACCGCAUUGGGCAGAGCAAGAUCUUCUUCCGGGCAGGUGUGCUGGCGCACCUUGAAGAAGAGCGUGACCUCAAGAUUACCGACAUCAUUGUCUCCUUCCAGGCUGCUGCCCGUGGCUACCUGGCCAGGAGGGCGUUCCUGAAGAAGCAGCAGCAGCUGAGUGCACUGCGGGUGAUGCAGCGGAACUGUGCUGCCUAUCUCAAGCUGCGCCACUGGCAGUGGUGGCGUCUCUUCACCAAGGUGAAGCCACUGCUUCAGGUGACACGGCAGGAUGAGGUGAUGCAGGCCAAGGCCUUGGAGUUGCAGAAGGUGCAGGAGAAGCACACAAAAACCCAACUGGACCUCCAGGAGCUGGAGAGCAAGUACCAGCAGCUGGCAGAGGAGAAAGCUAUCUUGGCGGAGCAGCUGCAGGCAGAGACGGAGCUGUUUGCUGAGGCCGAGGAGAUGAGAGCACGCCUGGCUGCUAAGAAGCAGGAGCUGGAGGAGAUCCUGCACGACCUGGAGGCGCGGGUGGAGGAGGAGGAGGAGCGUGCCCAGCAGCUACACAGCGACAAGAAGAAGAUGCAGCAGCACGUCCAGGACUUGGAGGAGCAGCUGGAAGAGGAGGAGGCGGCACGGCAGAAGCUGCAGCUGGAGAAGGUGACCAUGGAGUCCCGGUUGAAGAAGAUGGAGGAGGAUGUCCUGCUGCUGGAGGACCAGAACUCCAAGUUCCUUAAGGAGCGGAAGCUGAUGGAAGAGCGCCUCUCGGAGUUCACGUCCCACAUGGCAGAAGAAGAGGAGAAGGUGAAGAGCCUGUCCAAGCUGCGCAAUAAGUACGAGGCUGUCAUGGCUGACAUGGAAGACCGGCUGAAGAAGGAGGAGAAGGGGCGGCAGGAGCUGGAGAAGCUGAAGCGGCGGCUGGAUGGCGAAGCCACAGACCUGCAAGAGCAGGUGCUGGAACUGCAACAGCAGUUGGAGGAGCUGCGGGCACAGCUAGCACGCAAGGAAGCCGAGCUGCAGGCUGCUCUGGCCAGGGUGGAGGAGGAGGUGGCCCAGAAGAACCUGGUGCUGAAGUCACUGCGGGAGCUGCAAGCACAGCUGGCUGAGGCACAGGAGGACCUGGAGGCAGAGAAAGUGGCACGCACUAAGGCCGAGAAGCAGCGUCGAGACCUGGGCGAGGAGCUGGAGGCCCUGAAAACUGAGUUGGAGGACACGCUGGACUCCACCGCCACCCAGCAGGAGCUGCGGUCCAAGCGGGAGCAGGAGGUGACGGAGCUGAAGAAGCUGAUGGAGGAGGAGGUGAAGACGCAUGAGUCCCAGGUGUUGGAGAUGCGACAACGACACACCAGCACCCUGGAGGAGCUGUCAGAGCAGCUAGAGCAGUCCCGCCGGUUUAGGGCAGCACUGGAGAAGGCAAAGCAGAUGCUGGAGGGGGAGAAGGCGGAGCUGGCCCAGGAGGUGAAGGCGCUGCAGGGCACACGCCUUGACUCGGAGCAGAAGCGCAAGAAACUAGAGGGGCAGGUGCAGGAGCUGCAGGCCCGGGCGGGUGAAGCUGAGCGUGCUAAGGCUGAGCUCACUGAGCGCCUGACUAAGUUGCAGAGUGAGCUGGAUGGAGUCUCGGGGGUUCUGGGUACAACCGAGUCUAAGACCAUCAAACUCACAAAGGACCUAGCCACAGUUGAAUCCCACCUGCAGGAUACUCAGGAGUUGCUGCAGGAGGAGACAAGGCAGAAGCUGGCGCUGAGCUCGCGGGUGCGUCAGUUGGAGGAGGAGAAGAGUGUCCUACUGGAGCAGAUGGAGGAGGAUGAGGCUGCCAAGGCCAACCUGAACCGCCAGAUCCAGAGCCUGCAGCAGCAGGUGGUGGAGACACGGCGGAAGCUGGAGGAGGAUGCAGGGGUGGCAGAGGGGCUGGAGGAGGCUCGCCGACGGGUGGCCAAGGAGCUGGAAGUGCUAGGACAGCGCUAUGCUGAGAAGGUGGUGGCUGCUGAGAAGGCAGAGAAGGGGCGGGCACGGCUACAGCAGGAGUUGGAUGACCUGAGCGUGGAGCUGGGCCAGCAGCGCCAGACUGUAGGAGCCCUCGAGCGCCGUCAGAAGAAAUUCGAUCAGAUGCUGGCUGAAGAGAAGCUGGUAUCAGCGCGGCAUGCAGAGGAGCGGGACCGGGUUGAGGCUGAGGCGCGAGAGAAGGAGACGAAGGUGCUGUCACUGAGCCGGGCGCUAGAGGAGGCGCUGGAGCUGCAGGCUGAACUGGAGCGCCAGAACAAGCAGUUGCGUGCUGAGAUGGACGACCUGGUCAGCUCCAAGGAUGACGUCGGCAAGAAUGUGCAUGAGUUGGAGCGGUCGAAGCGGGCUCUGGAGCAGCAGGUGCAGGAGAUGCGGGCACAGUUGGAGGAGCUGGAGGACGAGCUGCAGGCCACGGAGGAUGGGAAGCUGCGGCUGGAGGUUAACAUGCAGGCCAUGAAGGCGCAACAUGAGCGGGAGCUGCAGAACCGUGAUGAUGCCAACGAUGACAAGAAGAAGCUGCUUUUCAAGCAGGUGCGGGACCUAGAGCAGGAGCUGGAUGCAGAGCGGAAACAGAAGGCACUGGCUGUGGCUGCACGGAAGAAGCUGGAGCUCGACCUGCAGGACGUGAUGGGUCAGAUUGAAGCUGCAAACAAGGGGCGUGAGGAGGCCGUCAAACAGCUCCGGAAACUGCAGGCACAGAUGAAGGAGCUGUGGCGGGAGGUGGAGGAGGCUCGCACCUCCCGUGAGGAGAUCUUCAUUCAGGCCCGUGAGAGCGAGAAGAAGAUGAAAAACCUAGAAGCAGAACUGCUGCAGCUGCAGGAGGAACUGGCAGCGUCGGAGCGAGCCAAGCGACAGGCCCAGCAGGAGCGUGAUGACCUGGCUGACGAGCUGGCCAAUGGGACCAGUGGCAAGUCGGCACUGCUGGAUGAGAAGCGACAUCUGGAGGCACGGAUUGGGCAGCUGGAGGAGGAGCUGGAUGAGGAGCAGAGCAACAUGGAGCUGCUGAAUGAUCGCUACCGCAAGCUCACCCUGCAGGUGGAGACCUUGACGACAGAGCUGGCCGCUGAGCACAGUUUCUCCCAGAAGGCAGAGAACUCACGGCAGCAGUUAGAGCGGCAGAACAAGGAACUGAAGGCUAAGUUAGGCGAGAUGGACUCCUCAGUCAAAUCCAAGUAUAAGUUGGCCAUAGCCACCCUGGAGGCCAAGGUGGCCCAGCUCGAAGAGCAGCUGGAGCAAGAGGCUCGGGAGCGGAUGCUGUCGGGCAAGCUGGUGCGCCGGGCAGAGAAGCGGCUGAAGGAGGUGGUGCUGCAGGUGGAGGAAGAGCGGAGGAAUGCAGAUCAAUUCAAGGACCAGCUGGACAAGGGACACAUUCGCAUGAAGCAGCUGAAGCGGCAGCUGGAAGAGGCAGAGGAGGAAGCAUCUCGGGCUAAUGCCAGCCGCCGCCGCAUGCAGCGUGAGCUUGAAGAUGUCACUGAGUCAGCCGAGUCCAUGAACCGUGAGGUUACCACGCUGCGCAACCGCCUCAGGCGAACCCCCCUGACAUUCACUACCCGCACAGUGCGCCAGGUCUUCCGGCUGGAGGGGGUCUCAGACGAGGAGACGGAGGAGCAGGAUGCAGAGACCACAGCUACCAACCACCAUCCUUCCCCUGUCCCCCCCCAGACCCAGCCGCAGUCACCCCUGGCUGAGCAGCCCCCCAGCGAGUGAGGGGCGCCAGGGUUGGGGAGGGGAAGGGGCAUGGAGGCAAAGCUGGGGCAGCUCCCUCACCCAGCACUGCACAAACCUGGACUCCUAUACUAUGGGGUCUGAGGGCUUGGCCCCUCUGCACACCUGGCUCUGCCCAGGGCUUUAUUCUUUAUAUCAGCCAGCACUUUAUAACAGGGGGGUUGGGAGCAGCUGGUCGGCCUAGAUGCACCUGGAGUUAAACUGGAUUUCUUGUAGAACCCCUCCCACCCCACCGUGGGGUCCAGCCGACACCCCUCCAGAGCACUGAGACUCCCCGCCAUUACAGGACCCUGUCAAUGUAGGGAUGGUUCUAUCAUGCUACCUGGCUCAGCCCCCCACUGCAUGUCCCCUGAUUCUCCCUGCACACCAGGCUCCUCCCUUUGUGCAGCCUCCAGCUGCCCUCCAGGUGCUCCCUUCUCUGUCCUGUUGUGGGUUUGCUGUGUGUGACAGAAACCGGUGCCACAGAACCCCUGAAUAUCAUCCCCUCUUGCACACGAGUGCAUGUGUACAGUACAGGUCUGGAUCUCUCCAGCAGGGGGCACCAACCAUAUGUGUGCACGCACACUCAUCCUAGCAGGGGACAGUGCUGCAUCUCAUGCACUCACUCCCACAUGCACAGUCCCUCUCUCACUUUCACACUCUCUCUCUUCCAGCAACAGCUGUGCUUUAGACAUGUUGGACCUAGCUUCAUUUUGCACAAAAGCCCCAUCUUAGGGUAGCCUGGAGUAGAGCACCUGUGAUCUCUUCCCCCUUCUCCUGGCAUCGCUCUUCCUCUUUCCAUGUGCAGCUUGGUUUUCAUCACUCACCACAGUUGGGAUUUUUAAACCCAGGGGCCUAGAUUUCACCGGGGCUCAGCUUCAAAACAGUAUAGGAAUCACUUCCCUGAACUGUGCCCCUAUCCCCCCCACAACUGGCCUUCCUCAGUUCAGCCUCAUGGCCCCAUCUAUCCCAGUAUCUUACUUUUUUGCAUCUUGGUGAUGGCAGUAGCUGGUGGGGAUGUAGCACUGCCCCACACUUUGUCAGGCUCACUCUGCCCCAGGCUUCGCUCUGGGAGUAGUUGUGGGUGGGCAGAGCCUUUCCCAUGGUAGGACCCUGUGUGUGGCUGCAUUUAUGCUGGGGUAAAGGCUUGUGCAUGCAUUUAUAUGUGAUGUGUUGGGGGAGGGUGGAUUCAUUUCAGUUUCUGAGGCUGAAGUGUCCACAUGUCAGACCGUUUUCUCCCAGGUCCCAGCACUGUAAGGGGCCUGUGCCUAGCUGCCCUUGUGGCAUCCCAGGUCAGAGAGAUGGUGAGACAGCUUGGGGGCUGGCGGGAAGAAUUAAGUGACUGUAAACUGGCUGUCAUGACAGGGCCUGGCACUUGUCCUUGACAUGGGGCUCACUGGAUUGGGCCUGCCCCUACAUUUGGCUUCUAUGCCCCUGGACAGAAGGUGGAACUGGCCAGGUUCAAGCCAUGAAACCCAGCAAUUCUUUAUAAAGGGAGGGGUUGCAGUGGGAAUUAGGGGUUUGUAACCAGCAAGGUCAAUCCCCCCAGAGCAGCUGCAGUCCCAGCUAGGGAGAGGUCUCACACAGGCUCUUGAGUCUCAGGGGCAGGCUCUCAGGGACAGGAUAAGUACUGUGUGGAUGCCUCCUCCUGGGUAGGACCAGUUUUUCCUGCAAGCUGUGCUGUGCCUGCAUAGCUGUCUCCCCAUGUGUGGGGCUGGGACUGACUGAGGGAAAGUUGUGCACCUAGGGGAGGCUAGGAGCAUGUCUCCUUUCUGGACACUGGCAACACCCAGGCAGGAGGUAUCUAGGGAAGUGGCACAUCACUCCUUGGGUCCCCCCCUUGCUGAUGCAGGCCCUGCUGUGGCCUAGGUUUGGCCUUGCUGUUUACCACCUGCACCCAGGCAGCUUAUGGUGGCUUCAUGGUGUAGAAGAGAAUAUGUGUAUGCUUGCUCUGCCAGCCUUUUGGAAACUCCGUGCCCAGGGUCCCUCAUGCUUUUCUGCCAGCUUCCUGCUUUUGGAGAGGAGGCUCAAAUACUCUUGUGGUCAGUUAGCUUCCUCCCCUGAACCCUACCCUAUGUUCCCUUAUUACCUGCCCUGCUCAUAGUUCCGGGGCUGGGGAUGACCUGUGCCCAGGGCUUAGGUGCAGGCUGCAUGGCUCCUGUGUGCCCUUCUCUGCCGUGCUCCCUUGGCUGUGUUGUGUGUUACCAGGGCAUUUCUGUGGGUAGGUUUGGUGGCAUGGGAGCAGUGCCUUGCAGGGGCCUGGGCUGACACAUGAUAUCUCUUCCCUGUGGGGCCCAGGGCUUGCUGCUUCUGGCUGCACAGGGCGCAAGCCAGUUCCCUCUGUUUUUAAAAAGCACCGAGGUUUGUGUCUUCUAGUAAAGCUCAUCUCAGAUUUA
Messenger RNA from Alligator mississippiensis (American alligator), 9605 nucleotides. RefSeq names its product myosin-10. Lineage: Eukaryota; Metazoa; Chordata; Crocodylia; Alligatoridae. The transcript has 42 exons. Gene Ontology annotation, cellular component: myosin complex. Bases 1192 to 7212 code for a protein of 2006 amino acids. The record is from RefSeq and is a predicted model, not a curated record. Gene Ontology annotation, molecular function: actin filament binding; cytoskeletal motor activity; ATP binding.